Molecule: messenger RNA, 1151 nt
Organism: Oreochromis aureus
Lineage: Eukaryota; Metazoa; Chordata; Actinopteri; Cichliformes; Cichlidae
Product: immunoglobulin mu heavy chain-like
Exons: 6
Coding region: 131-1081 (316 amino acids)
Source: RefSeq, a predicted model, not a curated record
UGGGAGCUUUGAGGACCUGUUAGAAACCACGUGGCCCUCGUCUGAUCUCACAGCUCGUCCUUGUUUGGCCUCAGCUGCAUCAGAGCGCCACUUCUCCCCAGGUUCACCAGAGGAAACACCACUGCACAAAAUGCUUUUCCUCCCAGCUGCUGCUCUGUGCUGUCUGUGUUCAGCACUGGUUACCAUGGCAGCAGAACAGCUGAUUCAGGACGAUUUAACAUUGACCAGGAGAGUUGGAGAAAGUGUCUCCUUCAGCUGUGGAGGGAUUAAUAAGUGUGAUAGUGAAUAUAUACGUUGGUACCAGAAAAUAGAAACAUUCAAAAUUAUUCUGCGCAUUGAUACAAAAGAUUGUGGCAUUUAUUCAGAUUAUGCUCAUCCUCAGAAACAAGAUUUCUCAGCUGGCAACAAACAUAAUGGUUGUAAUCUAAAGUUAGAGAAAGUUAAACUCGAUCAUUCAGCCACCUACUACUGCUCCUGUUAUAAGUCUGCUCCCCACAGAGGAUGGUACUACAUCUUUGGCUCUGGAACUAAACUGUCUGUAACAGAUGAGCAGGUAGUGAAGCCCGUGGUGAGCGUGUACCCAGCAGCAUCCAGAGCCCACCUGGAGGGGAACAGCUCCCUGCUGUGUGUGGCCUCAGCCAUGUUUCCUCCUCUGGUCCAGUUCUCCUGGAAAAGACAGAAGAAGAACGGCGGAGAAGCGGAGGAGCUGCCCCCUGCUGAGGGAGAGCAGCUGGAGCUCAGAGAGUCGGGACGCACCAUUGCCAUCAGGAUGGUUGAUGGGAGUGAUUCUGACACAUAUAAAUACAGCUGCUGGGUGAAGCACGAGGGGGGCACAGUGGAGGCCCAAACACAACAAGAGGUUCCAGCUCCAGCAGCCUCCUGUCCUCCAGAGAGAGAGCCAGCAGACCUGCCAGCUCUGCAGCCAGCUGACUUGUCCUUCCAGUCUCAGUGCAGGGUGAAGCUGCUCUGCCUGCUGUACACAGUGCUGAUAGUGAAGAGUCUGGUGUACUGCUGUGGACUCUCUCUGCUGAUGAUCCUCACAAACAAGGGAGCGUCCACCAACUGCACACAUGCUGACUGACUGUUUUCUGCUCGCCUUUUCUCACCAUCAGAUUUCCUCGAGUCAGCAGUCAGAAAUAUAAAUUAAAUUC